This is a messenger RNA of Centruroides sculpturatus (bark scorpion), 447 nucleotides long. RefSeq lists its product as uncharacterized. The record is from RefSeq and is a predicted model, not a curated record. The coding region runs from base 1 to 447 and encodes 148 amino acids. The transcript has a single exon. Lineage: Eukaryota; Metazoa; Arthropoda; Arachnida; Scorpiones; Buthidae.
AUGCGCGACUUGGCCGGAAACCAUUUCAGCGAAGACCUGCUACAAUCUCUCUGGCUGUCGAGACUACCUCAUAACGUACAAACCAUUUUAGCUGCAUCUAAGGAAAAACUCCAACAACAGGCCACCAUGGCCAACAAAAUAAUGGAAUUAGUCUCCCCCGCUCACAUUCAAACGGUCAAACAUGACCUUGCCACUACCUCCACCUUGAAGAACCAGGUUGCUAAAUUAGUCCAGCAGGUCAAUUACCUCACCAUAUCCAUCAACAACCAACGCUGCUCCUUCCCACAUUCUGAUUACCCUCCCAACAACAGAAGGUGCAGCAGCAAAUCGCGGCAGAAUCAACAGCACAGCAUCCCCCACAACGGCAUGUGUUACUACCACACUACUUUUGGGGAGCAGGCAAAAAAAUGCAAAGCCCCUUGCUCCUUCCGACUGUCGGAAAACUGA